AGCGAAAGUUUAUCUAAAAAAUAAAGAUAUUGAAAUAAAGAAAGAAAAUGGCCCUUUUCCGCGCUAGCGAGCCAUAUCACUUGUGUUGAAAAACAGAACAAAUCCUAUAUAGUUCCGUUGAGCCGCUCGUAUCGACUGGUUGUGCGAUGGCGUCAGGGAUAAAAACGCUCAUUUGUUUCGUGGCCGUCACCCUCCUGCGCCCCGGCUCCUGCCGAGACGAAGAUAGGAUCAUGAAAGCAUGCUUUUGGCCUUAUGAGAUAUACGAGCCUUGCUUCGGUGGCUGCGCGGAGGUGUCGUGCGACAACCCACGCAAUCACCUGCGGCCAUGCUACCCGUACUGCGAGCCCGGCUGCGUGUGCCAGGAGCCCUACGUGCGCGACGACCGCACGCACCAGUGCGUGCUGCCGCAGGACUGCUCGCCGACUCAAAUGGGCAUCCCGGUGCCAACAAGACGUUCUGAGACAUACAACACAAACACCAACUACAAUAUAAAACGACACUACGCGAAAAAAGAAGAAGAGGUUCCAGAAGUAAGAGAAAACGAAGCAGUUUCGAUUAGUCAGGCGAAUCCACACUCGAAGUUCUCAUCAGAUGUUUCGAGGAUGGGGAACUACUUCAAUAUAGUGAUAGCCCCUCCGCCUAUUAGGGCGCUGCAGCCUAGGAAGAUAAUGCAGAGCGAAGCUCACAGAGCGCCUAAACGAAUGUUAUAGUUAUUAGGAAGGCAAGAACAAUUAUUUACCCACCAAUGUACUGUGAAAUAUCUGCGACUGGUGG
This is a messenger RNA of Cydia strobilella, 774 nucleotides long. RefSeq lists its product as uncharacterized. The transcript has 3 exons. The record is from RefSeq and is a predicted model, not a curated record. The coding region runs from base 147 to 710 and encodes 187 amino acids. Lineage: Eukaryota; Metazoa; Arthropoda; Insecta; Lepidoptera; Tortricidae.